AAAUUUGACACUUAUUAAAAUCUCAAUCCAAAUGGUUUCCAAGACUACAUACUUUCAUUCCUAUAUAAAUUUCAGAAACCGACCUUCAUCGUACACUAACUACUCUUUCUUUAUUCGAAUAACACGUUUGGCACACAGUAUGCAGGUUUCAAUAAUACAUCACAAGCCGAAAUUAGUAGUUCCAGCAAGAGUAACACCUUGUGGGACUAAAAAUCUUUCCGACAUAGAUGACCAAGGGAGUGCUCGUUUCCAAAUUCCAGUACUAAUGUUUUACAAAUAUAAUUCUUCAAUGUUAGGAAAAGAUCCUGCAAUGAUCAUAAAAAAUGGAUUGUCCAAAACACUUGUAUUUUACUAUCCAUUAGCUGGUAGGAUCAUUGAAGGGCCUAAUAGGAAGCUUAUGGUGAAUUGCAAUGGUGAAGGAGUCUUGUUUGUUGAAGCUGAUGCAAAUGUGGAGCUUGAGAAAUUAGGAGAGUCAAUUAAACCACCAUGUCCAUACUUAGAUUUAUUACUGCACAAUGUUCCUGGUUCUGAUGGAAUCAUUGGCUGCCCUCUUUUAUUAGUUCAGGUGACCCGUUUUAGCUGUGGUGGAUUUGCUAUUGGAAUCAGACUUAAUCACACUAUGAUGGAUGCGUAUGGCUCGAAUUUGUUUCUAAAUGCAUUAAGUGAAUUGAUUCAGGGAGCUUCUACACCUUCUAUAUUACCUGUAUGGCAAAGGGAUCUCCUAAGUGCUAGAUCAUCACCAUGCAUUACAUGUACUCACCAUGAGUUUGAUGAGCAGAUUGAAUCAAAAAUUGCAUGGGAAUCUAUGGAAGACAAGUUGAUACAACAAGCAUUUUUCUUUGGAAAUAAGGAGAUGGAAGCUAUUAAAUAUCAAGUUUCUCCAAAUUGUGGAAGUACAAAAUUCGAGUUAUUAACGGCGUUUUUAUGGAAAUGUCGUACAAUUGCUCUCAAUCUGCAUCCCGAAGAAAUUGUUCAUUUGACUUACAUUGUCAACAUACGUGGAAAAACACUAAAAUUUGAAUUUCCACCUGGAUAUUACGGGAAUGCAUUCGUUACUCCAGCUACAGUAUCAAAAGCAGGAUUAUUAUGUUCCAAUCCACUGACAUAUGCAGUUGAAUUGGUCAAGAAACUUAAAAAUCACGUGAAUGAAGAGUACAUUAGAUCAUUGAUUAAUUUAAUGGUCCUUAAAGGGCGACCAGAGUUGACAAAAUCAUGGAAUUUUAUAGUCUCAGAUAAUAGAUCUGCUGGAUUUGAUGAAUUUAAUUUUGGAUGGGGAAAGCCCAUUUUUGGAGGGGUUCCCAAUGCUAUAUCUCACUUAAGUUUUGGUGUGCCAGUUAAAAAUGACAAAGGAGAAAAGGGUAUUUUGAUAGCUAUAAGUUUGCCUCCAUUGGCCAUGAAAAAAUUUCAACAGGUUGUCUAUGAGAUGACUUUCAAAAAUGUGGAAGGAGUCAACAUAAUUUCAAAGAUGUAAGGUGUUUUCUGCCUUUCCACCUCAUCAAUGAGUGUUUUGUUUCCAUCCUAUUCCUAUUAGAAAGUAAUUGUAAGUCCUUUUUUAUAUUUAUGAUUCAAGUAUUUGUUGUAUGUGACUGCAUUUGAUGGGUUACAAAAUUUAAGGAAUUACUUUUGAAA
This is a messenger RNA of Lycium barbarum (goji berry), 1629 nucleotides long. RefSeq names its product methanol O-anthraniloyltransferase-like. The record is from RefSeq and is a predicted model, not a curated record. Gene Ontology annotation, molecular function: acyltransferase activity, transferring groups other than amino-acyl groups. The transcript is spliced from 2 exons. NCBI's taxonomy places the organism in Eukaryota, Viridiplantae, Streptophyta, Magnoliopsida, Solanales, Solanaceae. The coding region runs from base 32 to 1471 and encodes 479 amino acids.